AUGUAUACGUCUAUUCUGAUAUCAGUUGAACAUAUUACAUCAACAAUGAACUGUUUAUCAAAAGAUAAUGUUCAAUUCCUCGAUUUACCUGAUGAAUUAAUUUUAAUUAUUAUGAAUAAAGUCAAAUCUCGCGUUUUAUUGCUGAAUUCUAUUAUUACUAUUGGUAAUAAUCGUUUGGAACAACUUGCACUUGAUAAUUGUCAUUCAAUUGAUUUAACUUUUGAUUAUGUUCAAUCACCAUAUGAAACACUUAUUCAACGAUUUUAUUCACAUAUCAUGCCUCAUAUUAUCGAUAAUAUUCAAUCAUUGACAAUCAACAUUCGACAUAUUCCUGAUAUAAUCACUUUUGCUCAAAAAAAUUAUAAUGGAACUCUUCCAAAUUUGACACAUUUGAAAAUAAUGAUUGGUAGACAAUAUGAUCAAACAGGCACUCCUUAUACAUUAGAUACAAUAGGCAUGGAACUUUACCGUACUUUUCGCCGGAGUAAACCUCUCCUCCCAAUUAUACCUCAAUUUGCUCGACGAGAUGGACGCAUUGGUAGCCGAAUUUUAUCUACCGUUCGUUGUUCACCACUUAUGCGUUCAAUUAUAUCGUUCGAACUUUAUGAUGACUGUAUUUUACCCGUUGUAUCUAAUCCUGAGGAAUUCGACGAAUGUGUCUGUUUACUAAGUCAAUUGGGCUCACAACUCUCUUCAUUCACUAUUAGUAUUGUAUAUGUUUAUGCAUACAAUAGUGAUAUUAUUAUCUCUCGAAUAGCAUCUAUUUCAUGUCCCUAUUUAAAACAGUUGACAAUGAAAAUCUAUCAGAAUAUAAUUCACUAUGAACAAUGUAUUGUUCCUCUUUUACAACGUUUGUCAAAUGUUGAAUAUUUAACAUUAUUAUUAGCUAUUGAUGGAACAACAAGUAGACUCAAUAAUUUUGUUAAUGGAUUUGAUUUGGAGAAAGACAUUCUUUCAUACAUGCGUCAUUUACGUCAAUUUAAUUUUCACAUUCGUACAAUAUUUGAAAACGCUACUCAUAUAGAAAUUGAUACAAUUCGUCAAAGUUUUAUGAAAUAUCAACAAGAAUCUGUUGAUUGUGCAGUCGAUUUUUUCAAUAAUAAUUAUGGUCAAUGUCAAAUCUAUUCGCUUCCAUUUAUUGGCAAUCGUCUUGAUUUCAUUUCAAAUCGAUUUCCACUAUUCAAUAUGACUAAGACAUUCUCAAUGGUUACUAUGUUAUUACUUUUUGAUGAUGUCAAACCGUUUGAAAAUCUUUUCUUUGCACGUAUUGCUCGAGAUCUAUCUCAUCUUAAAACACUCGAAUUAUUCAAUGAACUUGAACAACAAGAGAAAACAAAAGUGACAACAAAUAAUAUUGAGUUUACUCAUUUAUCUACACUAAUUCUAUUUGACAUUCAUAUGGAUUAUGCUGAACAAUUUCUUUAUCGAAGUCAUCUUCCUUCUCUAAUUGAACUGGCUAUUCACGAAGAUAUAUUGUUAGCAAUAAUCACUCAAGAUCAACAACAAGCAAGAAAUAACUGUUCUAAAGUGGAACAUUUAGUUACUUUGGAGACACUCGAUGAUUCAAUAGAUUCUGUUCGAAACUUUUUUCCACUAGCUUUUCAUUGA
This is a messenger RNA of Rotaria sordida, 1608 nucleotides long. NCBI's taxonomy places the organism in Eukaryota, Metazoa, Rotifera, Eurotatoria, Philodinida, Philodinidae. The record is from the annotation of a GenBank genome assembly.